AUGAAAAGUGAAUUUUAAUUUUUUGCUUAGUAUAAUUUAAUAUUUUUAAUGAAUUUUAUUAUUAUUAUUUUUUUUUAAAAGGCGUUUGAAAAAGUGGAGGCUUGAAUUUGAUUUUAUCAAUUCUUAGAAUUAUUUUUCAAUAACUGAAUAAUUUGGGGCUAAAAAAAUUAAAUUUUUUUAAAUAAUUAAAACGCAAGAACAAAAAUAUGAAGCAAUAAAAACUUAAAACUCUUGCGAGUUGAUGUGAGGAAAAAGCAGACUUCCACGGGUGGUUUGCGUAGGCAUUGAAGCAGUUAUUCGGUAAAUGGUAAUAGCAAAACUGUUAAAACGGUGUUGCUUUAUAAAUAGGCUAUUAAGGCUUCGAUUGUAUCCCGCCCUUUUUCAUUUUCUUUCUUCUACACAGAAGCUGCUCUCCCUCUCGUACCAACCUCCUCACUGAACGCUUCGUCUCUCCAAGAAACCACAUCUCCGUUGGCCAUUUCUCUCCGGCCGGCAACAAUUCUUGGAAAUGGCAAGGAGAAGGGGGGCGAGAAGUAAUCAGCAAACGCAGGCAAGGGAGACCGAGGAAAGGAAUCGCAGUCGAAAUGAGCGGGCACCUGGAGAACUGAAUAACCCGUCUCAUCUUUUAGGGACCACUGAUGCUCCUAUUCAUAUCAUAAAAGUAAGGGAAGGGGAUGAAUAUUUCAUGAAGCUCUGGGGUGUAUUCUGGAAGAUUAGUCUGUGGAUAUUUGCAUUUAGAGGAAUCAUGGAAAUACUCAAUAAAGUGCACUAUGAAGAAGAUGUGAAACCUAGCAUGGAAUCUAAUAUAACGUUUAAAGAAGUUAAAGGUGUUGAUGAGGCAAAAGCUGAGCUGGAAGAAAUUGUUCAUUAUCUUCGAGAUCCUGAGCGAUUUACUCGUCUUGGAGGCAAGCUUCCAAAAGGUGUUCUACUUGUUGGGCCACCAGGAACAGGUAAGACUAUGCUAGCAAGGGCUUUAGCAGCAGAAGUUGGUGUGCCCUUCUUCUCAUCUAGUGGUAGUGAGUUUGAAGAGCUUUAUGUGGGUGUGGGAGCAAGGAGGAUCAGGAAACUUUUUUCAGCAGCAAAGAAGCAGUCACCUUGUAUUAUAUUCAUUGAUGAAUUAGAUGCUCUUGGAGGAGCUCGGAGCCCAGACGAUCCACAGCGCUUUAGAAUGACUUUGAAUCAGCUGCUAAUUGAAAUGGAUGGCUUCAAACAAAAUGAAGGAAUAGUUGUGCUUGCUGCAACCAAUUUUGUGGAGUCAUUGGAUAAAGCACUGGUAAGGCCAGGACGGUUUGACUGUCAUGUUGUUGUCCCCAAACCUGAUUUUGAAGGACGGCGGCAGAUCUUGGAAGUUCACAUGUCAAAGGUACCUAGGGGAGGUGAUGUUGAUCUGACAAUCAUUGCCAGAGGAACACUUGGGUUCUCUGGGGCUGAGCUUGCUAAUUUGGUCAAUUCUGCUGUUCUCAAGGCAGCAAUUGAUGGUGCUGAAGAAGUAACAAUGGCCCAUUUGGAGUAUGCAAAGGACAAGAUCAUCCUGGGAACUGAACGGAAAUCUGCCAUGAUAUCUGAAAAGUAUCGCAAUCUGACUGCUUUUCAUGAGAGUGGCCAUGCAAUAGCAGCAAUCCACGUAGAUGGAGCCCUCCCAGUUUAUAAGGCAACAAUUACCCCACGAGGGAAUUCUUUUGGCUUGGUUGCUCAGUUACCAGACAUGGAUGAGAUGAGCAUCUCACAAAAACAGAUGCUUGCUCGGCUUGUUGUUUUUAUGGGUGGUCGUGUUGCAGAGGAACUCACUUUUGGGGAAGAUGAAGUUACUUCAGGUGCAUCAUCUGACUUUGAGCAGGCAACCUCUCUGGCAAGAGCAAUGGUGACAAAGUAUGGCAUGGGCAAGGAUAACGGGCUUGUUUUCCUUAACUAUGAUGAUGAUGCAACAAACUUGAGUUCUGAUACUAGACUUCUUAUUGAGAAAGAAGUGAGGAGGCUUCUUGAAAUGGCUUACAAUAAUGCGAAAAGAAUUGUGAUGACUCAUAGGAAGGAGCUUCAUACUGUAGCUAGUGCCUUGUUGGAGCAUGAGACUCUUACAGGAAGUCAGAUCAAGGCCCUGCUUUCUCAGAUCAACUCUCAGAAGCAGCGGAUGCAAAACAAGUUGGCAUUAGCGGUCCAUUAGUUCUGUGACAGCAGCGUUAAUUACCCAAGUUUCUGGCUUUUCAGCAUAGACAUUGAAACUGUGUGUUUCUUUGUUGAGUUGGGGCAGCUAACAUUUGAAUUGGCGUUGAUUCGGCAAGAACUUAUAUUAAGCUGUGAUACUAGAUAAACGGAGAGGAUUUACUAACAGGUUUCAAUAUGAGGUCUAAAUCUGCAGUUAAAAACUACUUGUAAAGAUUUAGUUGCAUUGUCACACAAAUGGUUUAGUUUCUGUAAAAAUCUCAAUAGUUUACCAGCAUACUUUGAAAUAUAAAUCAUAUACACUGACUUCCCAGUUUUAUGUUAGAUUCUUGCAGUUCGAAAGAAUUUAUUCAGUUAUCGAUUCUUUCUGCUGCAGUCUGAGAAUGAAAGGACGUUCCUGGCUUGAAUUUGAACGACUGCCACAGGAAUUAGAAUGUUCAUUUCUUUUUGUUUGUUCACAUAUUUUCUUACAGCAUCAUCGGUGUUUUCCCACAGGAAUUCACUGUUUUUGAUAUGCUAGGUCUAAUGUGGAACAGUUCACUUUGCAGAUCAAAAGAUUGAGCGCAAAGGUUGACAGUGCCGGAAAUGGAAUGUUAAGAUUAAGGUUAGGAUGGUGCAAAGGUUGAAAAGAAAGCCAGCUAAUCCGAUCAGGAAUCUUGAAUUGAAUCCUCAAAACUUUUGCUGUACAUAAAAGUUGAAAAUUUAUUUACUUAAUUAAGAGGUGAAAUGAAAUCAUUCCUUCUGGGCAGGGCAGAUUCUUCGAUUUUGGCUACCUUAAUAAUCACUACCAAACAAGAAAUAAAGAUGGAAAGGAAUUAAGAAACAAGAAGGCUAAAGCAAUAAGCCAAAGGCCUAUACAAUGGAGGACAAAAUUAUGCCAGACUAUGCCAUAAAUGUAUGUUUCCAUCCCAUGCAGUGGUGCGCGUAUAUUGAAAAGAAACCCUAGUUUCACUUUUCACACACAAGAUUUUCUUUGGAGCCGCUAUAGCUUCAUCUAUGUUGACUCUGGUUAGUUGUAUGAUUCUAAACGUUACCACCUUUUGCUUGCUGAUGAAUUAUUAGAAUUAAUUAGUUUUAUUUGGAUAACGAAGUGAGCAAAACUCUCAGCAGGAUAAAAAAUGCCAGAUCCAGAAAUACCAGCAUCUGUAAUAACGAUAGCCAGAGGCCUUAGUUUGUUCGUUGCAUCCCUUCCUGCAAAGAGCAUGCUCAGGCGAUUAUUCGUUGUUCUAGAUGUAGUAUGCUUUAAGACUAUAAACAAUUACCUGUUAAACAUAAUUAAUUUGUAAUUAGCAUGUUUUAAUGUGUUUGUGGAUUCUAAUAUUUUACUGUUCCAUGUUGUGACCUAAUUGCUUCAAUCGAUUCUGCAGCAAUCGCAGCUGC
This is a messenger RNA of Hevea brasiliensis (rubber tree), 3540 nucleotides long. RefSeq names its product ATP-dependent zinc metalloprotease FTSH 5, mitochondrial. Gene Ontology annotation, molecular function: ATP binding; metalloendopeptidase activity; ATP hydrolysis activity. Gene Ontology annotation, cellular component: chloroplast thylakoid. Gene Ontology annotation, biological process: proteolysis. Lineage: Eukaryota; Viridiplantae; Streptophyta; Magnoliopsida; Malpighiales; Euphorbiaceae. The transcript is spliced from 7 exons. Bases 509 to 2161 code for a protein of 550 amino acids. The record is from RefSeq and is a predicted model, not a curated record.